Molecule: messenger RNA, 759 nt
Organism: Penicillium verhagenii
Lineage: Eukaryota; Fungi; Ascomycota; Eurotiomycetes; Eurotiales; Aspergillaceae
Product: type 1 glutamine amidotransferase domain-containing protein
Exons: 1
Coding region: 1-759 (252 amino acids)
Source: RefSeq, a predicted model, not a curated record
AUGCCGUGCAAAAAAAUCCUUAUCAUCUUGAGUGAUGCGUCCUCGAUUCCUCUGAAGAAAACCAGCGGGCCCAACGCCGGUCAAACAGUAGACCAGCCCACAGGAUUUUUCCUCCAAGAACUAGCCAAGCCGCUUCAAAAGUUACUCGACAAAGGCCACGAAGUGACCUUUGCCUCACCCAAGGGCAAGGAACCAACACCAGAUCCGAAUAGCCAAUCUUUACUUGCUUAUGCGGGCAACUUCUACGAACUUCAGCACGAGAAUCAGCUCAUGGAACGCAUGAAGACCGAGAACGGGUUCAGCCAUCCACGGACCUUCAGCUCUAUUAGCAAUGAUGAAUUGACAACCUUCGCUGGGGUCUUCAUUCCAGGCGGACAUGCACCCCUCAGCGAUCUCGGAGCGGAUUCAGAGCUGGGGCGCAUCCUGCGAUUCUUCCAUAAGGAGAAUAAGCCCACUGCAGCGAUCUGUCAUGGGUCAUAUGCACUUCUCAGCACGAAGAAAGCUGGAGAUGGAUCCUUUGUUUAUGCUGGGUAUAAGAUUACAUCUUGGAGUGAUGCAGAGGAGAGGAUGGUGGAGACCUUGCUGGGUGGGGAGAUUGAUAAAGUUGAGUCGGCACUGAGAGACGAAGGUGCUGUGAUGGUUGAAGGAGUUUCUGAAAAAUUCGGCCAAACCACCUUGCACCGAGAGUUAGUCACUGGGGAUAAUCCCUUGGCAGCAAAUGCUCUCGGUGAUCGAUUCGUGAGGAUGAUCAGUGUUUAA